Molecule: messenger RNA, 387 nt
Organism: Cuscuta campestris
Lineage: Eukaryota; Viridiplantae; Streptophyta; Magnoliopsida; Solanales; Convolvulaceae
Source: the annotation of a GenBank genome assembly
GGACUUGAUCUAUUCUUAUUGUCUGUGGAUGAAGGCAUUACUGGAUACAGAGAUGAUUCCCUUGAAACUGUCAAAAGAAACGAAAUCCAGUAUGGACUUGCAUUGAAAGUUGUUUCCUACAAGGAUUUGUACGGAUGGACAAUGGAUGAAAUAGUAAAGCUAAUAGGCCUGAAGAACAACUGCACUUUUUGUGGUGUUUUUCGUCGUCAGGCCCUUGACCGAGGUGCUGCUUUGCUGAAAGUAGACAAGCUAGUGACCGGCCAUAAUGCAGAUGAUAUAGCAGAAACCGUUCUUUUGAAUAUUUUGCGUGGUGAUAUUGCCAGGUAACAGGCUUUUUUAAGUGCCCGUUUGGCAACAACUUUAGCAUUUGUAUAUGCUAUCGAACGG